This is a messenger RNA of Nymphaea colorata (pocket water lily), 1614 nucleotides long. Its product is annotated as UDP-glycosyltransferase 83A1-like. Gene Ontology annotation, molecular function: UDP-glycosyltransferase activity. The coding region runs from base 49 to 1446 and encodes 465 amino acids. The record is from RefSeq and is a predicted model, not a curated record. Lineage: Eukaryota; Viridiplantae; Streptophyta; Magnoliopsida; Nymphaeales; Nymphaeaceae. The transcript is spliced from 2 exons.
UAGGCUUUGUUGCAGAAGAGACGUUUGCAAAGAGGACGCAGAAGAAGAAUGGCUGUUCCUCACGCUCUGGUCGUCCCUUUCUGUGGGCAAGGCCACGUAGCAGCUCUCAUGGAGCUCUCUCAUCACCUGGCCGAUCAUGGUGUUCUUGUUACCUUCGUCUACACUGAGUACACACACAGACAAGUGAAGGCAGCACUGCCUGAAAACUUUAGCAGCGACUACGCCGGAAGAAUCCGGCUGGUAACCAUACCUGACGGCUUAUCCACAGAUGACGACCGCAAAGAUGCCUGCAAACUCUUGUCUAGCUCAAUGAACGCCAUUCCGAGUUUCAUGGAGGAGCUCGUACUGAAGAUCAAUGAGAAGGAUGAAGAGAAGAUUACGUUUGUAAUUGCCGAUGGGGCAAUGGGUUUUCUGUUUGAUGUUGCCGAGAAGCUCAACCUUCCGAGAGCUGCCGUCUGGACUGCCUCAACCUGGACACUGGCCACUCUCCUCAACAUUCCAAUGCUUAUUGAAGAUGGAGUCAUCGAUGAAAAUGGUUUUCAAACAGGUGACAAGAUGGUUCAGCUUUCCGAAGGAGUACCUGCCUUCCGGUCAGCUCACCUGUUAUGGUUGCCCUUUGAAGACACCAAAAUCACAGAGAUUUUCUUCAAGUGCGUUGAGAAGUCCAGCGAGUCCAUGAAAGGCAUAAGUCACGUACUCUGCAACACAUUUGAGGAGCUCGAGUCGCCAUUUCUUGAUCUCAUCAACAAUGCAAUUCCAAUCGGUCCUCUUCUUCCAGCCAACAAAGCCAAGCACCAACCAUCUUCAAUCUGGGCCGAGGAUUGGAGUUGCAUCGACUGGCUCAAUCAGCAACCCACUUGCUCAGUCAUCUACGUCUCACUGGGAAGCACCACGGUGCUUAGCCAGCACCAACUUGGCGAACUCGCCAUCGGGGUUGAGCUCACCGGCCGGCCAUUCCUCUGGGUCUCUAGACCUGACAUCAUGGGCAGUUUCGGUGGUGCUGCCUAUCCGGAAGGGUUCAUGGAACGGGUUGGAAGGCGUGCACUUAUUGUUGGAUGGGCCCCACAAAAGGAAGUACUCUCUCAUCCCUCGGUUGCCUGUUUCUUGACUCACUGUGGCUGGAACUCGACCAUGGAAGCAGUGAGCAAUGGAGUCCCCAUGUUGUGUUGGCCUUACUUUGGCGACCAGUUUCUUAACCAGACCGCCAUAGUUGAGGUGUGGAAGGUGGGCUUGGAGUUGGAGAAGGAGGAUGACGGGACUGUUGGAAAAGAAGAAAUCAGGGAGAAGCUGGAGUUGGUGAUAAACGAUGAAGGAAUAAGGGAGAGGUUGACCCACUUGGAAGAGAAGGGAAAGAAGGCUACCAUGAAGGGCGGUGCUUCUGCUAGGAAUUUCGAAGGGUUUGUAGACAUGAUGAAAAAGGGGAAAAUGAGCAGUUUGGAGCAUUAAGUUUAUUGUUUGCAAAUAAGUGUGUAUUGUUUUCUUAUGGUAUCUUAACAAGUGCUGUUUCAACUGUAAAAGAUGUGUAUGAUUUCUAUGAUUGUUUAUUAAAACUUGUGUAAUUCUAUGGCUAUAAGCCAAGGUUAAAAUUAAGGACCUGGAUGCUUGGACUCAAAA